AGCAUUAUGCCAAUCAUGGAGUGGUUCAGUAGCUCCAGUAUCGUGAGUGUUUUUACCGUAAUUUUAAUAAGUUCUCUUCCGAUAUUAUUUCUAUUCUGGAUUUAUGCCAAUUAUAAAUUAAAUUAUUGGAGGCGUCGGGGUGUGGGACAGUUACCGAACACCGAUUUACUGUUUGGAAAUUUUAAAGAUGCCGUCCUAUUUCGAACAGCUCCAGGGUGGCACCUGGGGAAUCUUUAUCGCGCUGCGAGGGAUGAUGCACCUUUUGUCGGAUUCUACAUAUUCCACAAGCCCUGUCUGCUCCUGCGAGAUCCGGAGAUCAUUAAGCAGAUUCUUGUUCGGGAUUUUGAAAAUUUUUCCGAUCGACAUUUCGCGGGGAGUCAGCAGAAGGACAGCAUUGGCAUGAAGAACCUUUUUGGACUCAAAAAUCCAGCGUGGAAGUAUCUGAGGGCUAAAAUAACCCCCACCCUGACCAGGGGAAAAUUGAAGCAAAUGUUUCCACUGAUGACUGACAUCGCAGACAAUAUGAUAAAUUAUAUGAAAGAUCAGAAAAUUGGGAAGGAUAAUACGAGAGUCAUUGAUGCUCAGGAACUUAAUUAUAAAUUUACGACUGACCUGAUUGCAAGUGUUGCCCUUGGGACGCAGAUGGAUUCGUUUAAUUAUCCUAAUGAAGAGUUUUCGAAGUGCGUAUCCGAAUUUUUCCACGGGUUCAAGCGAAUGGUUGCCCUCGUCACCGUCUUCUUCAUGCCCGAGUUGGUUGAAAAAAUUGGUUCCAACAUACUUUUCGAUUCCAAAUUCGUACGAAAAGUGUUCUGGAAUGCCGUCGACGAGCGCGAGAAGAGCGGCUCGAAAAGAGGCGACUUCAUUGACUCUCUCGUACAACUCAAGAAUGGAGAACAAAAUCCCGCUUACAAGUUCGAAGGAGAAAAUCUUCUGUACCAAUCGGGAACAUUUUUCUCCGGGUUCGAGUCCAGUUCGACAACCACAUCAUUCACCCUCAUGGAAUUGGCGAAAAAUGAAGAGUAUCAGGAACGAGCGAGGAAAGAUGUCCUGAGGGCAGUUGCUGAGCAUGGCUGGACCUACGAUGCCAUAAAUGAUAUGAAAUAUUUGGAUCAAUGUAUCUCAGAAGGUGUAAGACUGCAUCCUCCUGUGUCUACGAUCGACAGAUUUACGAGAGAGGAGUACAAGAUACCCGGCACUGAUAUCGUCUUAGAAAGUGGAACACCUAUUUAUAUAUCAUUAUAUGGACUUCAGGAGGAUCCAAAAUUCUUCGACGAUCCUGGAGUCUUCAAUCCUGAACGUUUUCAGGACGGCCGUCAAAUUUCGGAAGCCUACAUACCAUUUGGUCUGGGUCCGAGGAUGUGUGUCGGCAUGAAAGUGGGUCAAUUACACGCCAAAGUUGUGAUAUCAAUGAUUCUAAAGGAGUACGAGGUUUAUCAGCAUCCGGAGGACAAAAGCUAUCUGGAUCCACGUUCAACUUUUACAGCUGCUGCUAAUGGAAUUAUCUUGCACUUCAGAAAACUUGAUACAGAGGAAAAAUCAGGAAAUUCCGUUGGAUUGAUGCAUUAUUCAGCUGUAAUCAAACGACCGACAGUAACUUAUCGUAUAAGACCCAUUACCGAAGUUGUAAAUUUCCUCGAUACCAUCUCCCCACUGCGACCACCGGUCACCAUACGGAGAUCCCAUCCAGAAAGAGAGUAUUUAAAGGAAUCGCCAUCAAGAAAAAUUUCAAUGAUGAAUACAGUGAUCAGCAUCAGUGGUGUCAAUAUGAUUAACACAGUUGUUGUGGCGUUAAUCGGUCUGUUUUGCAUCUUCUUAUAUUUUAUUUACGCGAAUUAUAAAUUGAAUUAUUGGAAGCGUCGGGGUGUGGAGCAGUUGUCGAAUACCGAUCUAUUUUUUGGACAUUUCAAGGAUGGUGCCUUAUUUCGGACACCUCCAGGAUGGCACUUGAGGACGCUGCAUCAUGCUGCCAACAAAAAUUCCCCUGUCGUCGGCUUCUACAUAUUUCACACAGCUUGUCUACUUGUACGGGAUCCUGAUCUUAUAAAACACCUUUUAAUUAGGGAUUUUGAUAAAUUUUCGAAUCGAUAUUUCGCUGGAAAUAGCCAGAAGGAUAGCCUGGGCAUGAUAAAUCUGUUCGGAAUCAGAGAUUCGUGGAAAAUCCUUCGGAGUAAAAUAUCACCGGUCUUCAGCAUCGCAAGCUUAAAACAAAUGUUUCCACUACUGGCUAAGGUCGGAGAAAAUAUGGAAAUUUAUCUGAAGGAUCAGGAAGUUCAGGCGGAUGGAACUCGAAUUAUCGACAUGCAGAAAGUAAAUUAUACAGCAUUGACUGAUAUGAUUGCAAGUCUGGCCCUUGGGAUGGAGACCAACACGUUCAAUCAUUCUGACACAGAAAUUGCUCAAUUCGUAUCCAACAUGUUAAAGAGCUUCAAAAGAAAGGUUCUCCUAUUUCUGCUCUUCUUUGUACCGAGUUUGAUGGGAAAGCUCGAUUUUGGCGUCUUUCCAAAUUGCAAAUCAAUUAAAAAAAUAUUCUGGACUGCUAUAGAGGAGCGUGAGAAGAUCGGCUGCAAAAGAGGAGAUUUCAUUGACACCGCUGUCAAACUCAAAAAUGGAACGCAAAAUCCGAUUUACAGGUUCGACGGAGACAAUCUUGUGCAUCAAUUGGGAAUUUUUUUUGCGGGUUUGGAGUCCACCUCAACUACAACAUCGUUUACACUAAUGCAACUGGCGAAAAAUAAGGAGUUUCAGGAUCGAGCUAGAGAAGAUAUUUUAAGGGCUAUUGCAGUGCAUGGUUGGGGCUAUGAGGCUGUAAAUGAUAUGAAGUAUUUGGAUCAAUGUCUUUCGGAGACUCUGAGACUUCACCCACCAGUAUCUACUAUUGAUAGGAUCACAUCAGAAGAGUAUAAGAUUCCCGGAACUGAUAUUACCCUAGAGAGUGGAACACCUAUUUACAUAUCGUUAUAUGGACUUCAGGAUGAUCCCAGAUUUUUCGAAGAUGCAGAAUCGUUUAAUCCCGAGCGUUUUCGAAAAGGCGAGCAAAUUUCAAAGGCCUAUAUGCCGUUCGGUAUUGGCCCAAGACUGUGUGUUGGUUUUAAGUUGGGGCUACUACUUUCGAAGACAGUAUUGGCGAUAAUCCUAAAAAACUUUGAAAUUUAUCAAGAUCCACAAGACGCAUAUUAUCUGGAUCCACGAUCGACGUUGACAACUGCUGCCAAUGGCAUUGUUUUACACUUGCGUAAACUCGAGACAUAACGUAUGUGUAAAUAUUCUAGUUCAAAUAAAUCACUAGCGAAGUGGUAAAACGAGAUAAAUGAGUUCUGAUUAUUGACUAGGUUUCAAUGAAUAUCUCGAAAUCUAGAGAAGAUAGCCAAAUUUUCAUUGAUACCUUCCUUGUGCGGCGAAUGGAGAACUACAAUAAAUGUAAUGACACUCAUUCCGCUAUCACUCUUAGAUUCAGAGAUAUCGAUCAAAAACUCGGCUCAGAGAUAAAUCAAUUUAUUUGGUUUUACCAUUUCGCUACUGAUAUGAGACCCAUUAUUUUUGUAUAACUUAAUUUUCACUCCUGUGUGGAACGUCUUAUCUCGUUUUAAAGGCUGGACAAUGAUUUUAUGAACUUCUGAAACAAUCGGACUUCAUCUUCAGUUUUCCUAGAGAAAUAUAACAUAAUAAUAAAUGUCUGUACGGAAAUAUUUUUAUGUAAAGUACAUAAAAAACGUUUAUAAGUAAAGAACAUUCCCAUGAAUGGGAUUACGUACUGAUGUUUUGAAAUGUUUGAAAAAUCAGUGCUGAGAUGGGACCUUAGCGGACCGAACCAAGUUGCGGAAAUUAUUGCUCUUUGGGCCCAGUGACGGGAUAGUAUGGUACAUUACAAGUGUGAAAAAGGGGCAUUUUUAAAGUCGUAUGUUAUAGUAUAUUUCAACACAAGUGCGACGGGGUGGCAACGAGUGUGAAGUUGCGAUCACUUGGCUGAUCGCAACCCCACCAAGUGCUACGCAACUUUAAGACAGAAUUUUACUUUUUCCGAAAAUCACCAUUUUUGGGGAAGAUACCUGACGUUAAAGAUAUCUUUACUAGAUUUUUGACGGAAUAUAUGGAUGAGAAAAUGUUUAAACAAUCCUCACCUUGAGUUUAGACUGAACUUCGACAUUGUAAUCAUUUUAAUAUUUGUAAUUGUAAUAUUUUUUGACGAAAAAGCAUAGGAUAUAUCAUUAACUGAAUAUUAAAAAUUGAAAAAUGAAAUAGUCACAUGAAGAUUCUUUCAUUUUCCAGGUGUGAUGUUUCGUUUUUUCGGUUGCAUUAUUCAAAUGUAUUGUGCAUUGUGACGAAGGUGGACUGUUUCACAGCAGUUAAAAUUCAGAGUCAUUGAGAUCAAUUAGAUUUAAAAGAAAUCAGUAAUAUUUUGUGUAAUACUAACCGUGACUGUUUUUUAUCAAAUAUAUUAAUUGCCAUGCGGAAUA
This is a messenger RNA of Diachasmimorpha longicaudata, 4454 nucleotides long. RefSeq lists its product as uncharacterized. NCBI's taxonomy places the organism in Eukaryota, Metazoa, Arthropoda, Insecta, Hymenoptera, Braconidae. The transcript is spliced from 11 exons. Gene Ontology annotation, molecular function: heme binding; monooxygenase activity; iron ion binding. The coding region runs from base 7 to 3249 and encodes 1080 amino acids. The record is from RefSeq and is a predicted model, not a curated record.